CGCCAUACGCCGGUUGCAACAUUUGACCGCAACACCAACAAUCCAGCGGAUCCCUUGUGUCAUGCAUCCCUGCUAAUCUGUCCGAGGAUAACCUAAUCGAUUGGCACAAGAAUGCUGGCGCCCUCCUCUCCGAUCACCUUCCCGGCCAGUUCGUCGCCCGCGAUCAACAAGCGACCUCGAGAGACUGACGCGCCGAGGCCGCCUAAACCCCGCGUUCUCGGCGGGUUUCUCGCCGAUGAUGACUCUGAUGAUGAUGAGACGCCCGAACAACCGUCGCCUAAGCGGCGGAUGCUGCGGCAAGACAACCACAAUGCCCAGGUAGAGCACGGAAAUCAGGAACGCGCCAGCGAGAGAUUGAACGAGACGCUGCCGGCUGCUCAGGAGGUUAUCUCGACCCCUCCUGAUAGUCAGCUGCACGUGGAAUCCGAGGAAGAAGCAGAACGUUACGAGCGUCUCUUCGGCACUCAUGGUUCGCGUAUACUGUCAUCGUUCACAAGCGGCAAUCCAAGCCCGACUCCGUACCACAUAUCGACAUGUUCCGGCAAGACCGUGCCCAUCCGCGAGCGGAAGGCCACCCCAGCCAUCUCCUACGCGUCCAUGGUAGCAGCGCGCUCAAGAACUAAGGAAGGCCGCGCGCACAAGAGCUACUACGGCAUCGCCAUCCACGAACUGCUCGACAGCGCCAACAAGGAACUCGCCCAAGCACGCAAAGAGUGCGAGGCUGUAUCAGCAGCAGCAGCCCCCAUCACGCCGCCUGCCAACCCCGAUAAACCCAUCCGCUCCGUCGAAGCUCAACCCACCAACGCUAAGAAGCCGAAGCGCACCUUGCUCUGGACCGAGAAAUACCGCGCCCGCAACUUCAUGGACCUCGUCGGCGACGACCUGACCAACCGCCAAGUCCUCCGCUGGCUGAAGCGCUGGGACCCCAUCGUCUUUCCGCACGCCACAAAGGGCAAGAACUCGGCCAGCGGCAGCAGGAGGCACGGUGGGCAACAGGGCCAGGGCCAGCAACCGGAAGAAGAGAAGCCGCACCGCAAGAUCCUGAUGCUGCACGGUCCUCCGGGGCUCGGCAAGACCACCUUGGCCCACGUCUGCGCCCGGCAGGCCGGGUACGAGGUCAUGGAGAUCAAUGCCAGCGACGAGCGCAGCAAAGACAUCGUCAAGGGGCGGAUUCGGACGAGCUUGGGCACCGAGAGCGUCAAGACGGUGGAGAACAAGCGGUCCGAGCCAGGAAAGCAGCAGAAGGUCGCCCGUCCGGUGUGCGUGGUUGUUGACGAGGUGGAUGGAGUGGUUGGCGGGUCUGGCGGUUCCGGUGAGGGCGGGUUCGUGAAGGCGCUGAUUGAUCUGGUCCUGCUGGACCAGAAGAACAGUUCAGGGGGCGCGACCGGUUCCACGAUGGGGCGGAGGAAGAAGAAGGGCGACGAUUUCCGGCAGAUGAGGCCGCUGAUUCUGAUCUGCAAUGAUGUUUACCACCCUUCGCUGCGGCCGCUGCGGCAGUCCGGGCUGGCGGAGGUCAUUCACGUCGGGAAGCCACCGGUGGAGGCAGUCGUCACUCGACUGAAGACGGUCUUUGAGAAGGAAGGCAUCCCUUGCGAGAAGGAUGCGGUGCGGAAGUUGUGCGAAGCGGCUUGGGGCAUGACCAGUGGAAUUGACGCAAAACGGGGCGCCGAAAGCAACGCCGAGGGUGAUCUCCGGGGUGUCAUGGUAGUGGGAGAAUGGGUAGCCGGCCGGCUGCGAGCAACCUCCAAGGACGCCACCCCCUGCCUCACGCGCCAAUGGCUGGACAGACACAUCAUCCAUGACCUGGCCCACGGCGGCGGCGGUGCCAGAGGCCUGGGACGCGGCGGUGUCAAGGAGAUCGUCGCCCGCGUCUUCCAGGAAGGCGCCGGCUUCCCAAAGCAGUCCGCGCCGACGUUCCAACCAGACAAAGUCACCCGGCACGAGCAACCCCAAGCGCAACUCGGCUUCGCUGAACAGCAAACGAAAUACGCCAUGUCCCGUCUUGGCGAAAUGAUCGACACCUCGGGCGAGAUCGACCGCAUUAUGACGGAGAUCUUCCUCGAGUACCCCAACCGCGAGUUCAACGACGACUCCUUCCUCACCAAACCCGACCUCGCCUACGAGUGGCUGCACUUCCACGACACGUGCACCUCCCGUCUCUACUCCAGCCAAGACUGGGAGCUCGCUCCCUACGCCAGUCAGCCCGUGCUCGCCUGCCAUCAUCUCUUCGCCUCGCCGCGCCGGUACCACUCCCAAGCCGCAUACGGCGGCGGCGGCGGAAGAUGGGGUGACGAGACGGCAGCCGACGACGCCAACGCGGCGCCUCUGCCCUUCUCGGGCCCGAGAGCCGACUAUGCCGCGCACGAGGCCGAGAAGGCCAACCGCGCCGCGCUGCAGGCGAUCCACGGCCAGAUGUCGCCCGCGCUGACGCGCGCGUUCCGCAGCCCCGAGGACAUCGCCACCGACUUCCUGCCGUAUCUGGUCCGCAUGGUCUCUCCGGAUGUGAAGCCGGUCGUCGUGGGCGGGAGCAGCGACAAGUUCGGCGGGGCAGUCGCCUCGGUCCGGCGAGAGCGGGAGAAGGCGAUGGUCCGGCGCGCGGCGCAGGUGCUGGCUGAGCUGGGGAUCGCCUUGCACAGGGGGAAGAUCGAGCCCGUAGAGGGGAGUGGUGCGCCGGUGGCGGGGAGGACGCAGUGGGUUUAUCGGAUGGAGCCGGACCUCGACGCCCUGGCAAACUUUGAAACAGCCGGCGCAUAUGUCCUCGCCACGCAGGCUCCUCCCACGCGCUACGCCGUGCGCCAGGUGCUGGACCAGGAACUGCAGAAGACGCUCGCCCAGCGCGAAAACGCGGCCCGGCAAGCCCGACUGAGAUCAUCAUCCUCAUCAUCUGCUGGCCGCGCCAGCCAUGCCCAUCCCUACCACCCGGAGCUUGACGACGCCGACAAGGAGAACUUCGCCACCGCUAGCGCCCCUGACAAUAGCAAGACGCAACGGAGACAGCAGCUGGGUGCCGUCAAGAGGGAUUUCUUCGGCAGGGUCAUUGUCGAGAGACCGCUGGCAGAGACAGACGGGAAUGCUGCUGCUGCUGCUGCUGCUGGAGGAACGGGAGGAAAGAGUAGUAAUAAGAGGGGGAGGGGGAGGACGGGGGAAGAGGGCGGCGAUGCAGGUGGCGAGGGAGCCAAGGUGUGGGUUACGUAUCAUGAGGGGAUCAACAACGCUGUGCGGAAGCCGAUUUCGUUGGAGGAGUUCCUAAGGGGGUUUUGAAGGCAGCACUCUGGUCUGUCACUGCUGUUGGGACGAGUACUAGUAGGUACGAUGAUUUCAAAUGCGAGUCCGGGGUAUGAGUGGAGUACCUUGCCAUGCUUACCUACCUUAGUAGCACAGAUACAGGUAAUGGGCUGUGAGAUCCUCUGGCGGAUGUUGUGCUUCUCUAAAACAGUGCCUGCGACAGAGGAGGGCUAGCAAUGGAGAGGUGUCCUCCUCCCGUCCUCCGAUGACCCACAUCCCCGGCCGGCUCUACCGGGCUUGGCGGCGACACAGACAGUUGAUCCCGGGCAGGCUCACUCUCGGCUCCCCCGGUGAGAUCCGGACAUGAUCCGCCUAGGGAACUUUACGUGAUCUGCUUCGAGAACGCAGAGCACCGCAUCGAUCAGUCCUG
This is a messenger RNA of Chaetomium strumarium, 3655 nucleotides long. RefSeq lists its product as uncharacterized. Gene Ontology annotation, molecular function: DNA binding; ATP hydrolysis activity; ATP binding. Lineage: Eukaryota; Fungi; Ascomycota; Sordariomycetes; Sordariales; Chaetomiaceae. Bases 112 to 3261 code for a protein of 1049 amino acids. Gene Ontology annotation, cellular component: nucleus. The record is from RefSeq and is a predicted model, not a curated record. The transcript is spliced from 2 exons.